AUGGCGGCGCCGGCAUCAUACGAGAGCGUCGCGUGUCCGAACUGCGAGCGGCGCGUCGCGUUUGGGGUGCUGAACGAGCACCUAGACAAGUGUCUUGCGGGGGGAGAGGCAAGGGACGAAAAAAAAAGCGACGCGCGGGGCGAAAAACGGACGGCAAACGACGCGGAUCUGCCGCCGCGCACGGACGUUGCCCCCAGCGAGGGACGCGCACGGCCGCCCCGCGACGCGCUCGAGCUGUCCAAGCCGUUUGCGGAGCGCAUGCGGCCGCGGUCGCUGGGCGAGUAUAUCGGGCAGGCCGAGGUCGUAAAAGGCGCGCUGCAGGCGCUCCUGCGCCGCGGCCAAGUGCCGUCGAUGGUCCUGUGGGGCCCGCCGGGCUCGGGCAAGACGACGCUCGCGCGCCUCGUUACGCGCGAGGCGACCGCCGCACUCACGCGCGAAAAUCCGAGCGCCGCGCCGUACCGCUUUGUGGAAAUGUCGGCGACCGUCGCGACGGUCGUCGAGAUGAAAAAGGUCAUGGACGAGGCCGUGCACCGCCUCCAGCUCACCGGCCAGCGCAGCGUGCUGUUCAUCGACGAGAUCCAGCGGCUGAAUCGGACGCAGCAGGACGUGUUUCUGCCCGCGCUCGAAAAAGGCCACCUCACGCUCCUCGCGGCCACCACCGAGAACCCCUCGUUCCGGCUGCAGAGCGCGCUCCUCUCGCGCAUGCGUGUCGUGGUCCUCUCGAAGCUCUCGGUUCCCGAUACGAUCCUCGUCUUGCGGCAGGCGAUGGGCCGCGUCCAAGACGACGGCGACGCGAUCCCGCCGUGGCUCGACGAUGCGCUCCUCGAAUGGAUCGCACAGAUUUCCGACGGCGACGCACGCGCCGCGCUCAAUGCCCUCGAACUCGCCUUGGUCACGGGCGACGAAAAAGCGUCGCACGAAGCCAACGUCGCGCAGCUCAAGGCGGCGCUGAAGCGCACCGCGCUCAAGUACGACCGCGCGGGCGAUGCACACUAUGAUACCAUUAGCGCGCUGCACAAAAGCAUCCGUGGCUCAAAUCCCGACGCGGCACUCUACUGGCUCGCACGCAUGGUCGCCGCGGGCGACGACCCCCUGUUUAUCGCGCGGCGCCUCAUUGUAUGCGCGUCCGAAGACUGCUGCUCGCCCGAGAUGCUGAACCUCGCACUGGCCACCUACCGGGCGUGCGAGGUGGUGGGCCUCCCCGAGUGCGGCAUCAACCUCUCGCACUGCGUCGCGACGCUCGCCGAGCACCCCAAGUCCACGCGCACCUACCGCGCGUGGAAAAAGGCACUGAGCAUGGUCGAAUCCGAGUUUAAUUAUCCGGUGCCGCUGCACAUCCGCAACGCGCCGACCUCGCUUAUGAAAAAUCUCGGCUACGGCGCCGAGUACCGCUACGAGCCCUCAUUUGCACACCCCGUCCACCAAGAGUUCUUUCCCCCAGAGGUGCGCACGACGCGCUUCCUCUCCCCGCCCCCCGACGCGGCCGAGGUGGAGCAGGUGAUGGAGCGCGCGGCUGGCACCGGCGUGUAUGCGUGCCAGCGGCAAUUUCAGAUCGGCGCGCGCGCCGUCGAUUUCGACCUCCUGGACGAGUGGGAGCGCAAGCACAACGACGGCGCGCCGUGGCGCGGCCGCGCGGCGCUGGAGGCCGCCGCGCCCCCCGCCCCGGGCCACCCUUCAUAG
Molecule: messenger RNA, 1680 nt
Organism: Malassezia japonica
Lineage: Eukaryota; Fungi; Basidiomycota; Malasseziomycetes; Malasseziales; Malasseziaceae
Gene: MGS1
Product: DNA-dependent ATPase mgs1
Exons: 6
Coding region: 1-1680 (559 amino acids)
Biological process (GO): DNA synthesis involved in DNA repair; DNA-templated DNA replication; DNA repair
Cellular component (GO): nucleus
Molecular function (GO): ATP binding; DNA binding; ATP hydrolysis activity
Source: RefSeq, a predicted model, not a curated record